Aphis gossypii (cotton aphid) is the source of this 498-nucleotide messenger RNA. Its product is annotated as piggyBac transposable element-derived protein 2-like. Lineage: Eukaryota; Metazoa; Arthropoda; Insecta; Hemiptera; Aphididae. The coding region runs from base 1 to 498 and encodes 165 amino acids. The record is from RefSeq and is a predicted model, not a curated record. The transcript has a single exon.
AUGGGAGGAGUAGACCUAUUGGAUAGCUUGUUAGGACGACAGAAAAUUAAAAUAAGAAGUCGUAAAUGGUAUUUAAGGAUUUUCUAUCAUUUACUUGAUGUGACUGUUGUCAAUUCAUGGCUAUUACAUAAACGAAUAAUUGCUCAAAAAAAUAAAACUAGGGACAACGUUGAAAAACCUAUGACAUUAUCUGCGUUUAGAGAAGAUCUAGCCAUAUCGCUGUGCAAAGUUGGUCAGUCAACUAACACUAGAGGAAGGCCGUCAAAUACCAUAGAGAAUGCACUAAUACAAAAAUCCAAAAAACCAAAUGCUUCGAAACCACCAAAUCAAGAUCUACGCAUGGAUCGCAUUGAUCACUGGCCGAUCGAUGCACCAACAAGGAGUCGUUGUAAAAUGCCAGGUUGCAACGGAUAUACAUGGCAAGCGUGUGAAAAAUGUCAAGUUGGAUUAUGUGUUGGAAAGGGAAAAACUUGCUUUAGAAAAUAUCAUACAACCUAA